Lytechinus pictus (painted urchin) is the source of this 4989-nucleotide messenger RNA. Its product is annotated as methylthioribose-1-phosphate isomerase-like. Gene Ontology annotation, molecular function: S-methyl-5-thioribose-1-phosphate isomerase activity. The transcript is spliced from 7 exons. The record is from RefSeq and is a predicted model, not a curated record. NCBI's taxonomy places the organism in Eukaryota, Metazoa, Echinodermata, Echinoidea, Temnopleuroida, Toxopneustidae. The coding region runs from base 95 to 1219 and encodes 374 amino acids.
CUCAGAGACGCACUGGUACUGGUCGUACUGUACUGUACACGUGUGGUUACCAGUGGUUGAUGUUGUUUGGAAGUUUUCGGAGGGAGUACUAAAGAUGGAUCAGAACAAGUCUGCUCAGCCAGCCGAAAAGAAAUCGAGGAAGGAGAACGCAAUGACGCUAGAGGCCAUUCGCUACAAGGGGAGGAGGUUGGAGAUCUUGAACCAGAAGAAGCUCCCUCUUGAGACGGUUUAUGAACAGGUCACAUCGACCGAGGAUGGCUGGCAUGCCAUCAGAGAAAUGAAGGUUAGGGGAGCUCCUGCGAUAGCAAUUGUCGGAUCUUUGUCUCUUGCUGUUGAGCUUAGCGGUAUGUCCUUUGAGAGCAAGUCCGAGCUGGUAACCUUUAUCUGUAAACAAUUCAGAUACCUCAACACGGCCAGGCCUACUGCAGUGAAUAUGUCUGAGGCUGUAAAAAGGUUCACCAGUCUUGCAGAAGAGCUGGGCAGUGAUUCUGAGACAACGAUAGAGUCAUUAAAGGACAGAAUAAUAGAAGAGGCUGAAAACAUGCUUGAGACUGAUGUGCAGACCAAUAAGAGCAUUGGCAUGCAUGGAGCGGACCAUUUGAUAAGUUCAUCUGGGGAUGGACAGGUUGUGAUGACCCAUUGUAACACAGGAUCCCUCGCUACAGCUGGCUAUGGUACAGCUUUAGGCGUUAUUCGCGCUCUUCAUGAAAGAGGAAAGUUGGAACACGUCUACUGCACCGAGACACGCCCGUACAACCAGGGAGCACGUCUAACCGCUUAUGAGCUCGUGUAUGAAGACAUCCCAGCUUCACUUAUUACAGACAGCAUGGCUUCAUUUUGUAUGCUCAAGAAAGGCGUCACAGCCGUUGUCGUUGGUGCUGACAGGGUCGUUGCUAAUGGCGACACUGCAAACAAAAUCGGGACCUACCAGCUUGCCAUAGCGGCCCGACAUCACAACGUUCCCUUCUAUGUCGCUUCCCCCGUGACCUCAUGUGACCUCAGUUUGACGUCUGGGGAUGAGAUCGUAAUUGAAGAGCGUCCUGAGGGGGAGUUGACGAAGAUCAACGGCAUACAGAUUGCCGCUCCAGGUAUCUCUGGAUGGAACCCUGCCUUUGACGUGACUCCUGCUGACCUGAUUACUGGAAUUAUCACCGAGCAUGGUGUCUUUAAACCUAAGGAACUAAAGGAAAAACUGACUCAACUUUCCUCAACAUCAUAAUAUUGAGCACGGUGUCUUCAGAGCAAACCAACUACAGGGAAAACUUAUCUUUCCUCAACAUCAUAAUAUUGAGCAUGGUGUCUUCAAUGAAAACGUGACGUGACUCCGGCUGACCUUAUUACUGGAAUUAUCACCGAGCAUGGUGUCUUUAAACCUAAGGAACUAAAGGAAAAACUGACUCAACUUUCGUCAGCUUCAUAGUAUUGAGCAUGGUGUCUUCAAAAGAAAAGAACAAAAGGGAACAAGUUACUUAUCUUUCCUCAUCAUCAUAGUAUUGAGCAUGGUGUCUUCAGAGCAAACCAACUAGAGGAAAAACUGACUCAACUUUCCUCACAUCAUAGUAUUUAGCAUGGUGUCUUCAAACCAAAUGAACUAAAGGAAAAACUGACAAAACUUUCCUCAACAUCAUAGCAUUGAGCAUGGUGUCUUCAAAUGAGAAGAUAUAGAAGAAAAAAUAGAAGUUUGUUCUGUGGCCUAAUAUUAAAGGUAAACUAACAACUUUCUUAUUGUUUUGGUACGGAGAAUCAUGCAGGGAAAUAUUAAAGAAAAACUAAUCAAACACACAUCAUUGUCAAUGUUUUUUUUUUCAAACAAAACAAACUAAAGAAAGAAAAAAGCAGUCUUUAUUUAAACAGUAUGGACCGUGAUGUUGUUAAAAGAAUGAACUGAAAUAAAAGCGGACACAGCUUUCCUCAUUGCAGUACUACAGAUAUAGAUAUCUUCAGACAAAAUGACUUCAGGGAGAAAAAAAAACAUGCAAAUUUCCUUGUUUACUCUGUAUUCGUCAUGGUUUCUCCAAAUGAAAAAAAAAGUUUUAUUUUUUUUUAUUUUCAUAGUAUUAAAGUAGCAUUUUGCAUUAAAACCAGUUUUCUAAACAAAUUCUUAACGUGCCAUGAACACAUAUCUGUGCAUCCACUGGAGUGCCACAAACACAUUUUCGUACAAUGGUCAUACAGCUAUUGUUAUGCCUAUUGCAUUUUGAGGAGUGCAUUGCUUGCAUGAGUGAUUUCAUUGUUCAGUUCAACUUAUGGUCAAGAGGUUUAACAUUAUUGUCUCGGGAGUGAUUCCCUUUUUUAUGAAUAAAACAAAGAUAGACUCUUUAAAAAAAAAGCACUCGCUGAUUACAGUGAAUGGCACAUUAAGAGUUAAAAUGCCCUUGUCAGCAUACACAAAUUCAUUGCCUAAGGAUGUUCUGCAACGAUGCAGUCUGCAAAAAUGUUUUUCUUAGGGUGUUCUUGCACCGACACAACGCUUUGUAAGUAGGCCCAGUUUUGCAGACUAGUUGUACAGUAACAGGAUUUGCGAAAGAUGUUGGGAAACGGACUGAUGUAGCGGCAGAUGUGGUUCCAUCGGUGGGGCAGGUAUCGUUCUUUACGGCAGCUAUCGUUAAGAACCAUAUCUGCCGCGUUGACGUGGUUUAAUUUUCCUAUUACUCAUUUUCCUAUUAAAAUAGAUGAAUAAACAUGGUAGGUCCUAUAUAAUUUUGAAUUUCGGGAAACGAUAGCAAGAACGAUACCUGCCGAAGAGAAAUUGGUUCUGAAUCCGCUGAAGUUGGAACACGAUCCGCUGGCAGAUAGUGUUCCUAGAACCGUGUCGGCCUAGCACCGGAUCCGCCGCUACACCGGUCCUUUUACUCCAGAGAUUCCUAUAAAUUAUUGGAAGCCUAGGGUAUCAUGAAGAGGAAAUAGUGACAAUGUCUGGUAUUCCCAUAGCAUCAAUCCAGUUGACGCUUGGUAAUCUAUGGAGUGCCACUCACGGAUGCUACAUUUGAGACUCGAUGGCUGGAAUACAAAAAGAUGGUUUUGAAAACCAUUUUGAACCCAUGGUUUAUGCAGGUUUCCUGUAUGAAAUAUGCCUAAAUGUCCAAUGGUGAUGCAUGCGUUUGUCAAUGGCGCAAAAUUGAUGCCUGUUGCCAUGGUAAAGCACGCUAUUUUAUUCAUGAGUCCACUGUUUUGAAUUAAUUAGUCCAGUCUUCAAACAGACGACUCGUGAAUAAAAAAAGUUAUUCAGAAAAUCUGCAUAAACCAUGGGUUCAACCGAUGGUUUUAAAACCACCUUUGUGAAUUUGUGCCAAUGAAUUCAGACUUCAUCAUCAUAUUUUCAGCCAUAAAAACACUUUUUUGUGUGUAGAAAUUAUAAUUGAUUUUCCCACUUUUUAAAUCAAUUCUUAGUGGCAUCACUACUCAUUAAAGUGAUUGGUUAACAUUGGUUUGACUUUUAAAAAAUCUGAGCUAGAAGGUCACACUUGUCAUUUGUGUCUGUGAUAUGUUACAAAAAUGAAGCCCAGAAAAAAUUGCGUUCGAAAAUAAUUAUUUAGUGCUUCAAAAAUUGAAAUAUAAAGUGACCGAAAACACCAUCUUAAUUUCAUCCAUACACUUAUGUGUACUAUUUAGGCGUCUAUAAGACGCCUAUAUACAAAAUCGGGGUUUGCCUUGUAGUUUUAGCUUUUCAUUCUCAAUAAUGGUUGUUUUCAGGGUUUAUUAGUUCUAAUACAUGCACUUGUACACAUGUUUCAUCUUGGUUUGAGAAUUUUUUAAAUCGGCUGCUCACAAAGUUGAACAAUACCUUUAACCAAAAAAUGUGAAAUUGUUUUGGAUUAUUUUUAAAGAUUUUCUGAAACUCCAAUUGGCAUUUGAUACAAGGAAAUAAAUAUUUUUGCCAAAACAUGAAACCAAUUAGUUUUUGCUUGUAUAAUGCACUUCCUUGAUAUGACACUUUUUUCAAGUGAAAGUCUGGUAAAAACACACACACACAUACAGUUGAGGCCAAAAGUUUACACACACCCAUGGAAUUCAGUGGAAUUUGUUUGCUUGUCAAACAUUGCAAAAUUUACUAUAUCUUCAGAAAUAUAAAUACUACCAUGACAAAUUCGGUAUCAAAUAAAAGACGGUAUUGAGCUCUUUCACAUGAUGGAGAUGCCGUUGGGAUUAAAGUUUAUUUCAGGUGGAAUUUUCUUUUAAAAAGUAAUAUUUGUGCAAAAUGUAUUCUAUUGUUUGUUAUAUUUUCAAACAUUGAUAGAAAUAUAGAAAUGUCAAAUCCAUGAUCUAUAUUACAUUUUCUAUCAUUAUGUCACCACUGACCAAAAAAUUGUGAGCUGAAAUGUUUGUGUUGAGAAGUAACUAGCACAAAUAUGAGUUUUUUUGUAAAGUUUUUACUUUUAAUUUGUCUAAAAUAUGAAGAUUUUCUGGGGAAAAAAGACACCUGAAUAUUUUUCAGACCCUGAUGACAAAGCAAUUUGAUGAAGGGGCAUGACAUACUCACUUGUUUAAUAUCAAAUUUGUCAUAAUAGCACAAUUUUUUUUAUAAGAUACAGUAAAUUUUAUGGUGUUUGGCAAGUGUCAACUUUUCUUUGUAUUUCCUGGUUGUAAGUAAACAUCUGACCUCAACUGUAUAUAUAAAUAUUUUAUUUAAUUUAUAAUGUGUGCUUUGAUUGAUAUCUAGGCCUCCAGCACUACAAUGUUGCAAAUAUACAGCCAGACUUCAGUUUUGCAGCUCUGGUGUUAUCAUAUCCCAGUAUUCCAUAUAUUAUAUGUAUAUCUAUAUUUCAACAUUUCAGUGUGUAUCUGUUAUGUGUUCGUAGUAAGUGGUAAAAUGAUAGUUGAUACAUAAACUUGCAUGAGUUGAUACCAUUUGGGUAUGCAUGUAAAUGGGGUUAUUUUUAAUUGGUCUAAUACCAAAUCGUCCAAUCACCAACUCGUCUAAUAUUAUUUGGUCUACCAUCAGUUCGUCCACUAUCCACAUGGUGUAAUUGCCAUUUCGUCCACUUACCA